AAUAUGGUCUUUUAGAACUUGACCCGUACCUACAUGCUUUAUUUAUAUUUGUAUAAAAACUUAAGUUUUGUGUAGUAUAUAAUACACGCGUGUAGUAAAUCAUGGAAUACGAAAAGAAAUUAACUAAUUUGGCCCUGAGCCUCUUUAAAAUCGAUGCAGUAAAGUUUGGCGAAUUUAUGACGAAAAGUGGUAUUAAAACACCGGUAUACUUUGAUUUGCGAGUUAUUGUAAGCUACCCUGAGGUUAUGGAAUUAAUAACUGACCUUCUGAAUGAUUAUGCGAUUGUUGAUAGCAAGUAUGAUCAUGUUUGUGGGGUGCCUUAUACAGCUUUACCAAUUGCAACUUUGCUAAGUGUAAAAGUUAAAAAAUCUAUGUUAAUGAGAAGGAAAGAAGCCAAAGCCUAUGGUACAAAGAAAGUUAUUGAAGGACAUUACAAAGUAGGAGAUAAAUGUUUAAUAAUUGAAGACGUUGUAACAUCUGGCUCGAGUGUUAUGGAAACUGUAAAUGAUUUACGAAAAGAAGGCCUCAAGGCAGAGGAAGCUGUUAUUAUAUUAGACAGAGAACAAGGCGGAAGACAAAACUUGGACAAUAAUAAUGUUCAAAUGAAAGCACUGCUAAGUAUGUCCAAGUUGAUAAGCAUACUUGUUGAUAAUAAAAAGAUAACUGAACAGAUGGCUUCUGAAGUAAAAAACUAUCUCCAAAAUGUUAAGGCUCCUGCAGUAGCACCACCUCUUGACAGAAUCCUGAUACCUUUUGAGAAACGAGCAGAGUUGGCAUCAAAUGCUAUAGCUAAACAGCUUUUCAAUAUUAUGGCUAUUAAAAAGACAAAUCUUUGUCUAUCUGUUGACCUCACUUCGAGUACUCAAAUAUUAGACUUGUUGGAAAAAGUUGGGGAACAUAUUUGUCUUGUUAAAACCCACAUAGACAUCAUACAAGAUUUCUCACAAAGUUUUGUGACCUCAUUGAAGCAAUUAGCAAUGAGAUUUAACUUUUUAAUAUUAGAAGACAGAAAAUAUGCAGAUAUUGGCCAUACUGUUUCUUUGCAAUACACUCAAGGAAUAUAUAAUGUAAAAGAUUGGGCUGAUUGUGUAACUUCUCAUUCAUUGCCGGGUCAAGGAAUAUUGAAAGCACUCAAUAAUUCAUCUAAUGGUGAGAAAGGUGUUUUCUUGUUAGCAGAAAUGAGCUGUGAGGGAAAUCUUAUCACACCAGAAUAUACAAAAGCUACAGUUGAGAUGGCAGAAAAGUAUCCUGAAUUGAUCACAGGAUUUGUUUGUCAAAACAAAAACACAUUUAAGAAUCCUGGUCUCAUCCAAUUGACUCCUGGAGUUAAACUCGAAAGUUCAAAGGAUGAUUUAGGACAAGUCUACAAUACCCCAGAGAAGGUCAUUUUGGAAAAUGGUGCAGAUAUCAUUGUUGUUGGAAGGGGCAUUGUAGCUGCCAAAAAUGCAGAGGCACAGGCUGUUAUUUACAAAGAUACUCUGUGGAGGUGCUAUACAAAGAGAAUUUCUGGAAAAUUAGAGUGAGAAUCAUUUAUGAUUUUUACACAGUGUUAGUUGUAGAGGAUCAAAUUACCUCGCCUUAUGGUUUAGAAUUUAGAUUAAGAUAACAAAGCAUAUUUUAAGAGUUCAUAGUUAUUUCAAGAUACAUAGUUUAAAUAUUACAUGUUAUCAUACCUAUUACAUAAUAUAACUUUGUUAAUUGUUGUUGUAAAAGGGAAUUGAUUCUUGUUUAGAAGAAUGGUUGAGUGCAAAAAAUUAUCAAAUUGUAUUCAAUAGUUUGUGUGUAUUAAGAUAUCAAAUGAAUGCAUUGUUUAUGUAUGUCUUAUAUAUGGACAUAGUAUUUAAUCAACAUACAAAACUAGUUAUUCCAAAAUUCUAAAAUAUUUGUUGCUUUAACAAAUAAGAACUGACACAUUCCUUAUGUGAUUCCACAUAUUUACACAAAUUUACACUUUCUAUAUUUUUAUAUGAACAUAUUUUGAUAUAUUGCAAAUUGUUAUUUGCAAUAUAGUAGAACCCAAAAGUAAAUACUGGAAAUAUUUCAUAUUUUUUUAAAUAAAUUUUAUAGUACAAAUA
Molecule: messenger RNA, 2075 nt
Organism: Colias croceus (clouded yellow)
Lineage: Eukaryota; Metazoa; Arthropoda; Insecta; Lepidoptera; Pieridae
Gene: r-l
Product: uridine 5'-monophosphate synthase
Exons: 4
Coding region: 102-1523 (473 amino acids)
Biological process (GO): 'de novo' pyrimidine nucleobase biosynthetic process; 'de novo' UMP biosynthetic process
Molecular function (GO): orotate phosphoribosyltransferase activity; orotidine-5'-phosphate decarboxylase activity
Source: RefSeq, a predicted model, not a curated record